AUGCGGUUAAUUCGUGUUUGUGUAGUGAAUUGCGACCUGCUUAUCAAACAGUCACUCGCUGAAGACUCGAAAGUUGGAGAAGCUAUAAAAUCUUUCAUGGAUAAAAGAAUGGACGGUAGGAUAGUUUUAUCGAAGAAACUUUGCUUGUUUAUAAACCAUGCAACCAUGUUCAAACCUUCGCGCUUGCUGUCGAAUUCUAAACUGGACCCGCACGCUUGAGUUAUAUAUAGUUCUUUAUAGUCCCUUCUAUUUAGGGACUUCGGUGGUGUAUAGUCUUCACAGAGCAAGCGCCUUUCAAGUUUGAGUUCGCGUGUUCGGUUCGUAAUUGUAACUUCCUUUACAUGUAGUACCAGAUGAUUUGAUCAUACCACUGCUCCGAAACAGACUAAGUCAACUUGAUUGUGUCACUCGAGGCUGGGUUCUACACGCUUUUCCAACGACACGAAGGCAGAGUGAAGGAUUGACUAAUCUUGGAUUUGAGCCUAACAGGUAAAAUAUGCUCCCCAAACUAAGUUUAUGUCUAACUGUUCUUCGUAGAGGUCCAAUGUGGGUUUUGCUUUAUCAGCACAGUGUUACUACAGGAGGAAACCAGAGUACUGAAAGGAAUCCUGCGGUAUGAGAGUCAAACGGAAGCGUUCUUCUCGUAUGUGAUUGGAACAUUUUAACUGGAUGAUCAUGUUAUUUCUUUUACGGAAUUUAUUAUAUCAUAGGGUGCUUCUUCUUGAUGUCCCAAAAGAUACCAUCUUAGAACGUUUAACUUUGCGCAGUACAGAUCCACAGACGGGCGAAAGGUUAGAAAUUUAUGAAAUAUGUCAAAUACUGAAGCCUGGAUUACACCAUUAAAGUUUCUGUGAUCACAGUAGCUAGGAAUAUGUAAAUUCUAGGUUUUGAAGGAUUUGUAAGAAAUAUUUGAGGGAGCUGACUCAAUUUUUAACACUAAGUCAGUUCUCUCAAGCAUUUCUUACAAAUCAUUCAAAACUUACAUACUGUAAUCGCAAAACUUUGAUAGCUACCUACUGUAAACAGGCCUUUUAGAUUUGUUGAUGAAAUCUACCUCUACAAAGGGAUUAUACUCUUGAUUUCAGGUAUCAUCUUCUGUACAAUCCACCUCGUACAAACGAAAUAAAACAAAGAUUACAAACAGUAUGUAUAUAUUAAAACUAAACUAACUUUAUUUAUGCUGGAUAGCUCUAUCAGUUCUAAACUGUUCUCCCUAGAGAUCCAGUAAGGAUCAUCUCUUAUUGAUCCAGUGUUACUACAGCAGGAAACCUAAACUAUAAACUAACUUUAUUUACACUGGAUAGCUCUAUCAGUUCUAAACUGUUCUCCCUAGAGGUCCAGUGAGGAUCAUAUCUCUUAUUGAUCCAGUGUUACUACAGGAGGAAACCCGAACUAAACUAACUUUAUACUGGAUAGCUCUAUCACUUCUAAACUGUUCUGCCAAGUAUAGCUACAACUACCAAAACCAUCUUGCUUGGUUGUGAGAUCCCCCAAAAUCCUGAGAUUAUGAAAGCCCUGAUUUACAUACAAUUCUUGAAUUCUUCUAGCAUCCAGAAGACCAAGAAGACAGGGUGACCGAACGUUUCCUUGCAUAUCAGGAACACGUCGAAGAUAUUGCGGAUUAUUACGAACGAUUUGCACAACACAUAAAUGCCGAUCAGGAUCCCCAUACUGUAUUUGAAUACAUUGAGAGUAUGAUCGUGAAUCCACUACCGCGAAAAGAAUAACACAGGACCUAGCUUCUCAUUUUUAUUUGAACUUGAAUAUAAUUGUAUAGACUCGGCAGAAGAUGAAAUUAUACAAUGUUAUAAUAGUUGUACUUAAUUGUAAAUUUCAUUUUAUCUUAAGACAUGUUAUGUAAAGUUUACAGUUUUAGUCAAAAUACUUAUUUUCUCUUAAAGGACUUUUUGUAACCUUUGUUUACAUGUAAAGUAAUGUUUGUG
Messenger RNA from Paramuricea clavata, 1943 nucleotides. NCBI's taxonomy places the organism in Eukaryota, Metazoa, Cnidaria, Anthozoa, Malacalcyonacea, Plexauridae. The record is from the annotation of a GenBank genome assembly.